AAUUUCCCUUGGGCAACGCGCAGCACGUCUCAAUGCGUUGGCUGAAUGUGAUUGGGUGCCUGUAAAAUAGGAAUGUGCAUGUUUGCGCGUCUUAAGAAAUUGAAAGUGUUGAGUCAUUGAGUAUUGUCAUUACCGAAGGUAUAUUCCCCGUUUGCGGCCUAUAAAUCGACAUCCAGCCGAUCGUGCAAGUCAUUCACUAUCAAACAUUUGUAAAGCGCGAUGGAAGACAUCAAGAAACUACGCAAAGAAGAUUUCUUUCCUGCUGUUGCCUUUGCAUGGGCAUGCCAGCUUACUUUACCAACGCCAUAUCAAUGUGAUGAACACGAACCGCCAAGUGACAAUGAUUUCGACUCGGCGGAUGGAUCUUCUGACACGACAGAUGCAAGCGAGGCGUCUCAAGUUACAGAAUCUCAAGAUGAAACUCUUUCCUCGAUUGACAAGAACACGACCAAGUAAACCUAGCGGCCAUGACAGAUCUCUUCUAAAUCACGGGAUCCUUUCCUUGAUUGAAUAGCCCUUUCAAUCGAGGAAAAAGUUUCAUGGUCUUGGAUGAAACGAUUUUCUUGGUUGCAAUGGCUGUCAAUUAUCCACAGAAACCGACGCCGUUCGUUUCACAGACGCUUUUCAAAUCAAAGUAGAAGACAAAGAACACUAUUCACAAGAUAUGACAUUAAGCUAAGAAUUGUUAGAAUACAUUAUUUUUUUGUGCAAGAUAAAUAUCAAGUGUUACCAUGUAAAUUUGCAUUGGCGAAGGUCAUUUACAUGAGAACAUAAUCUAAAUAAUAUAAACUGAAGCAUGUUGAAUUUGCUUACAGUCCAAGUAGUGCCUAUCAGAUCUUUCAAAAAAUAUAUGUUUCUAUCGAAUAUUAGAAUGUCGGGAUAUGCAUGUACUAAUUCUGUUGUAUAAUCAAGCUGGAAAAUCGUAAUAAAAUGAUUUUAUAAAUUUGUCUUUAUUAUUAUUGUGAAUCAAUUUAUUAUAUUUUCUUAUAAUUAUUAUAUUAUAUUAGUUAUUAUUGGAAUUAUCUGCAGAAACGAGAAAAGAUAAAUAUUGUAUAUAAGAAUAUGCUAAUAUGGCAAUAAACUAAAGGAUGCAGGGAAACUACCCUAUUACCCACAUUUGCCUACUCAGCGAUUUUAUCCUUGAACAAAAUGGAUUCCCACAAACGCCUACACGCUCGUAAAUGUAUUCAAAUAAACUAAAUUUCUGUGUCAAGGCCUCAACGUUAUAUAAGUUUUACUGGAUAUUUCUGUAGAAUAGUAGUUACUUUACCAAAUACUUCGUUUUCACAUCCAAACUUUCGAAACCAAGGAAGCUAGAGUGUUUUGAAAAUAAGCUUUUUGGGCUCUUUCGAGAGACGAGUUUCUCCCAGGCGUUCCUUUUUGAAACAUAGAAAACUGGGGCCAAAAAAGAAGUCAUAUAUAGUGUAUUUUUGGGAAUGGUGAGCGAUGAGGUGAAUGUUUGGCGUUAAGACUGGUGCAGAUAGUCUGGAAAUUGUUGUUAAAGAUAUUAUUGAUAAGUGAUGAAGGCAUUAUAUGACCUAAAAUUGCCAACUGAUCAGCACAGUCCUCAAGUACAGCAGAAAUGUGAAUAGAAUCAAGAUUUGACAACAUGGUUUCUGCUGAAUGAAGAAAAAUCAUUCUUUAGUAUUCUCAGGAUCCCUGUGUAGAAAGAGCACAACAAGCAAAUAUUUCCUCAACAGACUUUGAAAGUUCAAUAGCUUUUCCCUUGUUAGUGAAUAUUGUACAGUAAAUUUUCAUUGAAGCUCCGUAUCCAUCUAGAUAUAUUUAGCGAAAGAUUAGAACUUUGACAAUAAAACUGACUACAAGACUUCUGACAUGGUCGUUCUCUCCCGAUUACUUCCAAAAUCACACAACAUUGUUAGUUUACGUCAUAGAACUCCUAUUUGGCUAUACUAAAACAACUCUAUAUAUCCUAAUGUACCUUGCGUUGAAAACUUUCUCAGGAUUUAUGGGAAAUAUCGUAAAAUUAGUUCGGUUUUUCUCGCAUCGAGCUCUUUAAUCCAUGUUCAACACUGUUGUCAUGGUUUAUUACUGUUUACGUCGAUACUAACCACAAUGCCUUGCAAGUCAAAUGAGCACAGGAACCCCAUCUACGCAUCUUUCGGUUAGUUCACAUUUCUUCUAUUAAAGAUUUCACGUUCAUCGAAGCAAGAAAGAUUUAAAAAUAUAAAAUAUGAGUAGAACUUGAAUCUAUGUUAUUUUCAUACGAUUCUCUCGUCAAAUAUAAGUUACUUGGUUCGUAGGGAUCCCUUUAUGCGAAACAGCAAUCUUAAGGUCAGCAGUCAUACGUCGUACAAUCAAAUCCAAUAUGGCGGACAGUGAUGAAGAUCUGGCUGCACUUGGAACACCAUUUGAAGAACUUGAGGACGACGCUCCAAGGAAGAAGCCUGUCCCAAUUCAUGAACAAAUUGUAACUGAUGAACGGGGAAGAAGACGCUUUCAUGGAGCUUUUACUGGAGGAUUCUCUGCGGGUUAUUUUAACACUGUCGAUACAAAGGAAGGAUGGACACCAAAGACAUUCGUCUCGUCGCGAUCACAGAAAGCUACCGACCUCACAAUGCAAAAACCAGAGGAUUUCAUGGACGAAGAAGACUUGGGUGAGUUUGGUAUCGCGCCUAAAAGAGUUGUCACUACAGAAAAGUUCUUACCAACAGAUAAAGAAGGGAAACAGAGAAAGAGAGUUGUUGGUCCUGCCCGACCUUCCGAAACUGACAGAAGUGUAUCUGGUAUUAUACAAAGCAGCGAAGUUUUGCAAGAUCUUAUCGUUCCCGUUAAAAUGUCUGUUGGAGUUAAGUUACUAACACAGAUGGGGUGGAAGCAGGGUCAAGGAAUUGGACCUAGGGUUAGGCGAUCUACUAGAAAGACAUAUGGAUGUACACCACAGUCUAGCAGCAGCAAAGAAGAAGAUGAAGGCGAUAUCUAUGCGGCAGGGUUAAUGUUUGCUCCUAAAGAUGUCAAAUCUAUUGAGUAUACUUCAAAAGAUAAUUUGCAUGGUAUAGGAUAUAGUGGAAUAAACCCCAAAACUGUAUUAAUCAACCAAAGGGACUGGCUAGGGCUUGAACCAACACCAACUAUAGCUGGCAUAAAAGGACAGGGUUUUGGUGUCGGAGCUCUUGAAGAAGAGGAUGAUGACAUUUAUYGUCAAGAUCAUCUGUCAAAUUAUGAUAUUGAUUUAAAUGUAUCCUCAUCAAGAAAGAGAAAUGAGCUCCAUGGUUGGACAGGKCCCCCACAAACAUCUGAACAAGGAGGCCUGCUGUCAGUGUUUACUAAAGUCUCCAAACCUCCAACAAGAAAAGUAUACCCUCCCCCUGUUGUACCAAGGGAUUUUGUGCCUCUUCACAAGGUUGAUGCUAAAUUAAAAGAAACUCAAAUAACAGAAAACACUCAAAACAUCUCUWCAACCAAAUCUGGUAAUGUGAAACUAACAGCCAAGGAGAGAGGAGAGGCCUUGGGAGAGAAACCCCUACCGACCCCUAGAAAGUCAGUCUUUGACUACAUAGCUGAAGAGGAYAAAACAAGAUUAAAAGAAUCACGUGAAAAAGAAAAACCAAAWCAGCAAAGUAGAUGGUCUGAUAGUGAUAAUACCCACAGCAGUGUUAAUGUUCCUAAAGGAAUGGUAUUCAAAAGUAGUGGAUUCAAGCCUUUUGCAAAAGAUCCACAAAAACAAGCUAGAUAUGAASACUUCUUGAGUGGAAAGACUUCUGAUGUUCAUCAACCAGGAACGGACAGUAAGAUGACUGAAUGGGAGAGAGAAUGUGAAGCUGAGGAAUUCGUACGYGCAGCUACACUCUAUCGUCCUCUUAGCCAAACCAUGGCUGCUCGAUUCACUUCUGCAAAAGAGUCUGAAGAACCAUCURCAAGCGAAGAACCAGGAUUAAAAGAACAUAAAUCUGCUGCAACAACAAAGAUAUUUGGUGCAAUGACUCGACAGAGGUUUGAAUGGCAUCCUGAUAGAAUUCUGUGYAAGAGAUUCAAUAUCCCCGAUCCWUAUCCCGGUUCAGGAUCCACAGGGAUCCCAUCAGGUCAAAAAACCAAGAGUUCAAUGGACGUGAAAGUGGUUGARGACGUUAAAUCCAUCGAGUACAAACCAGAUGAUGAAAUUAGAGAUGAAAAUAGAGGGGAUGAUGACACGAAAACSUCUGCUUUAAUCGCYGGGUUUCAAGCAAUGGCGUCACGACCUCCUGYUGCAACACAGGAGACCGAACWACCUGGURUGUCUUCAAGUCAGGUAGAGACGAACGUAGAUGAGAAUAGUGAUGUUGUUAAACUAGCUUCUAUGGACCUUUUUAAGGCUGUUUUUGCUGAAAGUUCCUCAGAAAGCGACUCGGAGGAAAGCGAUAAAGAAGAGGACGAUAACGAAGAGGAAACUAAAGGCGUAGAUGUUGAUGAAAAGGAGAAAUCAAAUGAAAGCGACAGUAAGAUGUUUCAAACUAACAAUACAAAAUCAAACGACUUUUYAUCUCAGAACGAAAAGGUUAUAUCAGAAUAUCCAGAUCAACUCGAAGAACAGAAAAAACAAUCAGUUUAUAGUGCUAAUGAUACGUUCGGCCCAGCUCUUCCGUCGUCUAACACUUGUAGAUCCUUGAAGUUAACGGAUUCAAGAGAAUCUGGCAAGGAACGAGAACGAAAAUACAAACAAAAAAAGAAAAAGAAAGAAAAAUCCUACAAAUAUAUGGAAACGGACAGCGAGGACAGUAUGGAAGGACAAYAUGAGAGAUAUAAGAGUAAGAGAAAAGAAAGAUCAGAAAAAGAUAUUUAUAAACACAAAUCAAAGAGUAAAAAGAAAUCRCAUUCAAAGUAYUCUGARAACGAGAAUAGYGAGGAAGAUYACAGAAACUAUAAUAAGCACAAAAAGAAAAAAGAAAAGAARUCCAAAGAUGAAAGAAAGCACAAAKCUAAGGAUAUAAGUAAAAAACAACGARGGAGCAUUAUCRAUUGGGAAGAUUACGAGGAGAAAACAUUUGAUAGUAAUGUCGCAUCGAAUUCCAAAAAAGACUUUCAUCAGGAGAAAACUAGUGAMAGAUGGAAAACUGAUUCCAAACAAGGAAAGUCAGAAGAUAAAAGUGAUGAUGACACUGAAAGUGGAUCUAUGAAUCAAGAUAUCAUGAGUAAAUUGAAGAAUAUUCAGCGGUUGAAGGAAGGGAGGAGAAUGCGUGCUGCAGAUUUUAUGUAAAGUACACGUAGUAGUACUUAUCCUUGGUUGGGUGCUGCCAUUUCAUUCUUGUUCGUCAAAUUCUAGAACAUACUAAGGUUAAAUAAAAUUCUAAAUGUGUUUGUGGCACAUGAUUUGCUAAUUUAAAAAACAAACGGACAAGCUUGUAAUCGCGAUCAAAAUUCAAAUAUUUGUAAUUUUUAAUACAUCGGUACGUUUUACGUGCAUAUUCUUGCCAAACUGUUCUAUUAACCUAGGCGAAAUAAAAACCUGCGUCAUCAUUCCGCACCGCACCAUCAUUCCUUGCCAGAUCGAACUUUGUCGUCACAAAAAAACUGACUUGAAUCAAGGUAAAAAUAGGUCUCAAGGAAAUGAUCUUUUUCCUAGAUGAGUGGGAUGACAUGCCUUACGAAUGGAAAAAAGCCUGACUUUCAAGUCAUGUUCAAAGAUGCCGAUGCUGUUACAGAAACUCCAGCAUCUAUCGUGUUUGAAGAUAUUUAUGAAUGUUUCCCCGAUGCUAAAGUGAUUCGUGACAACGAGCAAGUAUGGUGAACGCAACUAUUAUGAUGAAUUAAAUCAAUUAUUUUGAAUAAAAUCUAAUUACUAAAAAUUGUCCAGCCGGAAACCGUAUCAGUUAACUUAUCUGUAGGCAUUCACAUUAUAUGUCGCAUCAGUACAUAAAAGAACAACAUGAAUUAAAAAUCAACUUGUUAAAAAGUAAAAAAUGAAUGCAAAUUUUAAGAAUUGACUUUAUUGUAUUAUUUGUUCAGGUUCAUUUUCAUAAGAGGGCUGCCUUUAGGUAGGAUGAAAAGUGAACAUGCUGAAAAGGAGGGAAUCGAACCGGAAAUAUGGUGCAGUUUGCGCAGUUGUUGAUUGCAGUACUAAUGUAAUGUGGAUGCAAGUGGG
This is a messenger RNA of Exaiptasia diaphana, 6079 nucleotides long. Its product is annotated as G patch domain-containing protein 1. Gene Ontology annotation, cellular component: nucleus. Lineage: Eukaryota; Metazoa; Cnidaria; Anthozoa; Actiniaria; Aiptasiidae. The coding region runs from base 2330 to 5194 and encodes 954 amino acids. The record is from RefSeq and is a predicted model, not a curated record. The transcript has 7 exons. Gene Ontology annotation, molecular function: RNA binding. Gene Ontology annotation, biological process: mRNA processing.